AUGGCAAAAGCCGUCGGACUGACGGCGGUCGCCGCGGGCUGGGGACAUUCGGUGCAGCCGAUCCAGGACUACAUGCGGCGGGAGUGCACGCAAUACUUCGAUACCGUUGAGGACUUUGCGAACUUCCUCCUGAGUCCGCCUUCAGCUCUUUGA
Messenger RNA from Symbiodinium pilosum, 153 nucleotides. Lineage: Eukaryota; Dinophyceae; Suessiales; Symbiodiniaceae. The record is from the annotation of a GenBank genome assembly.